Molecule: messenger RNA, 1375 nt
Organism: Callithrix jacchus (white-tufted-ear marmoset)
Lineage: Eukaryota; Metazoa; Chordata; Mammalia; Primates; Cebidae
Product: putative gametogenetin-binding protein 1
Source: RefSeq, a predicted model, not a curated record
AUGGGUCCUUGGGUUCCCAGCAGGCUGCUCCCGCCUCCUCCUGCCUGUCCCCUGCCAUCUCUCUGGCUCUCAGGUUUCCUGGAGUCGGAGUUAAAGAAGCUUCUGGGAAUGCAGCAAGAGUCCCGCCUCUGGAAGCUAGGUGGCCAAGAGGGCCAAGAGCUGCUGACCUGGCCAGAGAUCACCCUGAAGGAGUGGGGAGGUUCUGGGGUGCAGAGUAGACUGAGGCAUGUUCAUUCACCAAUUUCUGCCCCCCAGUGCCUAUUUUUUGAGGAGAAGGAUGAAAUGGGAAACUGGCCCCGAGUCUUCCCUGCCCAGAUCCCUGGAGCUGGUACACAGGGGUCUAUCUCUUCUUAGGACACAUCUAAGGAGCCGCUGUAGCCAGCGGGUCUGGAGACACAGUGUCCAUGUCUUAGGGUGAGCCCGCCCCGAAUUCUGUCCCACCCAGCCAGUCAGAGCUGGGAUGUUAUUAAUAAAAAUCUGCUUUGACUCUGGCCUCACUUUGGACCCCGCCCCGCAACAAUCUUCAACCCUGGAGCAAACCCAGUCUAUCUGAGGUCUAGAUCCAUCCCGUCUGUGCCCAUGGGGCUGCGAGGGCCGCAGCAGAGCAUCUCAGCAGAGAGGGCAGGAGAUGGUGGGCCUGACCUGGGGCUGGGGAACGACCCAGGGCCCAAAGUGCCAGGGGAACCCUGCUGCCCACAAGCCCUGCCCCUGUUAAGAGGGGUGUCCCUGACUUCCCUCCCUCCCCAAGUUCCCAGGCCAAGCUGUAGCCUCCUAGGGAGGAUCCGGGAAUUCUCCAGCAGGAAGUUCCUGCCCAGCCAGCCCAAGGACAAAGCCAGGAAACAGGCCCUGGGACGGGGGAUCUAUCUCAGGAGGGCCGGGCUGGGUAGGCCAGGGGUCCCUGGCAUCCAAUGUAGCCUAAUCUCAAAAGUAAGGGUAGACUUGGGAAAGGGUGCUUAAUAACAGGCCCUAUGGCCAGCGAAGGCGACUCACACACCUGGCUUCCCAGAGAUCAGAUGGACAGCAGGGCCAGGCCUAGUUUGGACACCAGGAGGUGCCGUUCACCAGAAGGUCCUGCUGGCUUCCCUGUGGGGUCCCUGUUCAUUCCUUUCUGCCUGGGUCCGGGCUGAGACCCUGCAGCCGAUGUAUGAGAAAAAGAGCUCUCUGUCCCCAGCUCUUUUUAACAUGACUGCUAAAACUUGUCUGAUGGUCCUCAUGGGUUCCCACUAUGUCUAUCCUGAGGCCUGUUACAGAGCUGAAGUUCAAUAUCAGAACCUGAUGGCCAUUCUUAUUAAUCCCUGUGAUUGAUAACAACAGCUGUUGGUUGGGUGGCCGGCCCUGGGGCCACAUGCUUGACAUGGGGAGACGGAAACUGUAG